UAAAAAUCAAAGAUUAAAAAUAUGGCAAUUUAUACUAAAAAAUGAUGAAGCCACAAAAAUGUGAGUUCCACAAAUUCACAUUAUUUUUUUCUCUUUAAUCAUUUAAAAACAUUUUCAAUGCAAAUUAACUGCUUCAGUUUGUCAAAUCAAAUUCCCCUUACAAAAACAGAACUGGUACAAGCUACAGGUGUACUGUGUAUUCUCCAACAUCCACAUUUUAUUAGCUGAAGUGAUGGCAAAAUUGCUAGGAAAGGAAUACUGUUCUGGAACGACUGCUCCUGCUUGAACCUUCCAUCAACACCACCAGGUCCACCACAGGGUGGAGCGCUUGUACAGAAACCCUAUAUGUCAGGCACGCUUUUCCUAAGUUGACGAGUUGAUAGCAUGAAAAAAAGUUUUGUAGCUUUAAGUAAUCCUUGACAAUGUAACUAUGAUCUAAUGCCAUUUUUUCAAUAAUCUGGGCUGAUUAUAGUUACUUGUUAACUUUACUAGUCUCGAUUACAUGAUAUCCAUUUAUACCCAGCCCUGAGUGAAAUGUGCUCUGACUAAGGACUUUGAAAUUUUGAGUAACAGUGACAGCGGAAGAUAUUAAGAUAGUCCUCAAUGAGACAGCAUCCUAUCAUCAGCGACUCACGUAAAAGCAAUGCUUUGAGUCUCCACAAGACACAAGGCAGACUUUAAAUGAAUAUGGGGAAACAAGUCUUGCCCACUGGGCUUAGUAAUUGCACAUUACGAAAACCACUCAUGGCAGUUAUGUGCUGCCAUAGCGUGUGAUGGAUUUGGGUGUGUCAUUCAUGUUUGUUAUGUGGCUCUUAAGAUGAGAACAGCUGUCUGUGUUCUGUCUGGAUGAGUUGGCCACACCUGUUAUGACAUACACAAGCUCAGACUCCAGACAACCUUGAUCUGAAGACCAAACAGUGAAAUGGUGACAUCUUGUUGGUGUUUUUCAGCCGCUUUAUCCUGUCCUCAACUGUUGAUGGUUGACUGCAAAAGAAGCUUGAGAGAAAGCUGCCAUUGUCUAAACUGAAAAUGCAAACUGCCCUUUGCUGUCAUUUUCAUAUUAUAUGAGCUGACAUGACGAUAUCUCAAAUUCAAAAGCAAAAGGCUCAAUUUACAUUUUCAGGGUGUACAGUGUCUGCCAAAAUCAGGAUGCAAGGUCCAUUUCAUACUCUCUUAGUAUCAAAUAGCCUGGGAACCAGAUGAAUCUGCCAGCUCAUGUUUUCAUGCAGGAAGUAGAGAGGGUUGGCCACUAAUCAGAAGAUCAGCAGAUCGAUUCCCGGCUCCUCUGUCUGCAUGUUUAAGUUUCCUCAUGCAAGAGACUGAGACGCAAAUUGCUGUGGUGUCUGUGCCAUCGAUAUGUGAUUGCGUGCAAAUGUCAACUGAGCAGUUGUUAGAACACGCCUUGUAUGGUAGGAUGGUAGGUAUGGAUGCGUGGCAAGUAGUGUAUGAGCGUUUUGAGUGGUCAGAAGUCUAGAAAGCUAUACAAAUGCAAGUCCAUUUACCAUAUUUGCUCAGGCAAAUGGAUUCAGUCCCCCUCCUGUUCAAACAAAUUCCGAGCCGAUGUGGCUCAGGUCAUUUUGCCUAAUGCAAAGUAUGUGAUAGAGCCUUUUGUCAUUGUGGCUCAUGCACACUUGGUGACACUACAGUGACCAUAAACCUAGCGUAGUAAAAGGAAAUGCUCUUGAGACAUUUUCAAAACCAAAACCAAGAUGGUUGCAGCUAAUGUGGAGCUUUGUGCUGAGGUACUACUCAACACUGCUCAACACUUGUUUACAGACAUAUUAAUGCUAUAUAAUGACAGCUAAUCUCUGCACACUGUAGUCUGUUUACAGCACUGCGUCACAUGUUUCCUUGCUCUGAUUGGAUGAAUGUCUGUCAAUUGCAUCAAGAGGCACUUCACCUGCAUUGAUAAAGCUGAAAAUGAAAGUUUGCAGGCUAACUUUCAUUUCCAAGUUGGCUCUGAAAGGCUCUCUAAAUAUUACUGUUUUUGUGCAUUUUCAAACAUGAAAAAGAAAAGUAAAGCAUACAAUGUGAUCUAAGGUCUCUCACACUCAGGAUGUCAUGUGGGUAGAACAGUAAAAUACAAAUUUCUGCAAACUAUUGCAUUGACAGAGGUCUGAGAAAAGGCUCACAAAAAACUCUGCAACCUCAAAGACACAAACACUAGACCACCAGAGUCAUCGCAACAUUCACUUCCUGUAUGGAAACCAUUUCUUGUGUGUGUGGGAGGCCUGGCCAGGUUUAAACUUCACCUCACAUACAUGCUGGCUACUGUGUCAUUCGCAGUAUUUCGUAGUACAAUAUACAGUUUCCUCUUUUUUGUUACCUUAGUAAUAUUAAAUUACGGCUGUAGUUAAGAUUCAAGGAACUUAGAACGAGACACAACAGCAGAUACAGAUACUCACUACCGGUAAGUGUAGUUGCUAUAUUUAUCAGACUGGGUCUGGUUAGAAAAGAUGUGACUUUCUAAACACUUUAAUUUUAUUAGUCUGUGACUCACUGUUAUUGCUGCUUUUUUUGGGCAGGAAACUCUUGAAAAGGGGAUUUUUUCAGACCAUAUGUUUGAAGUUGACCACAUUAUAAACCCAAAUAAACAUGAGGUUUAACAAAACUGUUUCUGUUUAAAGGUGUAAUGGAGGAUUUCUGUAAAUAUCUGGCCAUCAACAAGACCGUUUCUCUGAUAUGUUGCAUGUUUUGGAUUUUCUCAGCAGCAGAAGGAAACAGCAUCUCUACGGUGGUUGGCAGCAAAGUGAUCCUGCGCUGCAAGAACAGGACAAACGACACGCUCACUCAGCUGACAUGGAAAAUGAACAACGUUCGCCUGUUAACCUUCAAACCAGUGAGACUCUUGGAUGAGAGUCAGAAAGCUCGCAGCCUGAAAAUAAAUAUAUCUCUGUCGGGGAGCGAGAUGUACGCACUGGUCAUAGAGAGAGCCGAGAAGUCUCAUACAGGAAACUACACCUGUGAGAUCAACACAGAUAAAGGAUCUGGGGAACAGAAAUGGGAGCUGAUAAUUAAAGAGCAUGAAGAAAGUGGAAAUUUGAACAAGCUACUGAUUGUCGUGGCGGUCACUGUUCCUUGUGUGUGUUGCCUGAUCUUUGUAAUUGCUUUCGCCAUUCUGAGAAGAGUCUGCAAACGUGCAGGGGGUCGUUCUCGCAGUGCAGAAAUGCGGGAGAGAGAAGAAGAUAUUUAUGAAAACUGCCUGGAAACUAAUCAACGACGUGGCUAUAAUCAGCCAAACCAUUACAAGCCCAGGGCACACUGAUAGGAAGGGCAGUUCAAUUAUGGGAAAGAGAGCGCAGGAAGUGGACUAAUGCUUGAAACCACUAACUUCAUAGGAAAAACCAUCUCUUCUCGAGUAAAACCUCUUUUUUCACAUCCUCUGUCUAAAGAACUUUCACUCUGAAUAACUACUUCAGUCUUUUUAUAUAUACACAUAUAUAAAUAUUUUUUUUUACACAUAAUUAACUGCUUU
Messenger RNA from Epinephelus lanceolatus (giant grouper), 3475 nucleotides. It is a transcript of the gene gja8b, whose product is annotated as gap junction protein alpha 8 paralog b. Lineage: Eukaryota; Metazoa; Chordata; Actinopteri; Perciformes; Serranidae. Gene Ontology annotation, molecular function: gap junction channel activity. The record is from RefSeq and is a predicted model, not a curated record. Gene Ontology annotation, cellular component: connexin complex. Gene Ontology annotation, biological process: gap junction-mediated intercellular transport; cell-cell signaling.